UAUUGUAUACACUGUGUACUAAAUGUGUGUCCUCGCUACAGGAUGGUGAAGAUGCAGGCAGUGCAGUCGGCUUUGGCCAUCCGGCGCCAGAGGUCACGUCGGGAGGAUCAGCGUCGGGCGAAACAGCGCCGGGAGAGCCGAGCCUCGCUCUCCACCCCCCGUCCGUCCGUCGUCAGCCUAGAUGGACGCGUCUACUUCAACGAAGAGAAGGAGAACAAGCGUCUGCUGGGGCAGGUCACUAUGUUCCACGUGGGCUCCGUCUUCAUCGUGAUUGGUCUGAUGCUCACAAUUACCUCCCUGGUGCCUGGUUACGUCAAGAGCACCACUCCAGAGCGCAGGAGUGACCUGCUUGGCACCGGCUGUUUCUUUGUCUUCUUGGGCGGUGUCCUCACCACCAUCAGCCGCUUCGUCUCCAACAACGAAGAGAAGGAGCUCAAUAAGUACAUAAAAGGGCGCCUGUCACGUACUAAGUCUGGUCAUCGACUGGUCCGUGAUGCAGAAAGCGGCUUGCCCACUCCAACACGUGAGCGCCGCCAAAAGCCGCAGCAGAACGGAAUUAUGCCAGCCUCUCCAGCCAAAGCUGCCAGCAGUGGCUCAAAGAGUGCCAAACUGGAAGCUAAGGAAGAGCCAGUGUCCACAUCUCCAAAUGAAGAUGGUGAAGCUGCGUGCAGCUCUCCCGGCACCCAGGACUCCGCCAUGCAAGACACCGGCCCCAUGACUUCCUCGGCUUCAAUGGAGCCCGUCCUCUCCCGGAUCCUCGAGGAAGAUGAGAACGAUGCUGACACUGCUACCACAGAGCCUAUAGACUCCACGCCAGAGUCUUCUCUUACACCUACCUCUCCCCUGGAGACGCAAGGACUCCUGGAGCGUCACCACUCCAGCCCCAGGAAGGGCUCUAAGUCCUCCUCGAAGAGCUCCACCAAAAGUUCGCGGCACUCUGGAGUAUAGAGGCUAGAGUGACACUCUGAGUAGGGAAUCGAAGACUUGGUCAUCUCUCAGCAACAAUUGAUACUCUACAAGGUUUAUAUCGUCGUCAGCAAGGCUUUACUCAUCCAAAACGUUAAAAAUGUAUACAUAUAUACAUACAUGUAAUUUAUAUUUCCGUGAAGUCUGCGUGGAAUAUUUAUGCAACCUUCUGGAAGGUUUUAUGUUAGCAUGUUUUGAAAGAUGUACAUAUUUAUUAUCUUAUGGCCAGGAGAACCUGUACGUGGCCUGGUGAGAUCAACUGUCUUAGAAAGUUCACAUGACUUGCUGGAAGCAAGCUUGCAAACAGUAAGAAGAACUCGGGCUUGCAGGAAGCUUACAUCCAGUGAUCAGAACUCAUGACUUGCUAGAUGCUCACGUCCGGUGAUAAGCACUCAUGACUUCCUGAGGAAUUACAUCCAGUGAUAGGAACUCUAGACUUGCUGGUAAUUUAUAAUUUAUGUUUCAGGCAGUGAGUGGAAUGUUCGUACAACCUACAGUUGGUCUUAUGUGACUCUCAUAUCCAAUUUCAUCUUCGGAAACAGAAUAUGAGAUUUCCUGGAAAAGUUAAAACUACACAUUUUAAUGUGACUACGCUUAAAAGUUGACCUGCAAAAGAUAAUUAAUGUUAAUUCUUGGAGACCUUGUACAUCAUCAAAGGUUUACGCCUUCUCCUGGUAAGCUCCUCCUUGAAGGCCUUUGUCCUUAGGCAGGUGUCUUUAGGCAAAUGUCUCCUUAAAGGAAAGUUUCCUUGAACAAGCAUGUGACUUUCUGAGACAUUUGUAACGGCCUCGUGGAAAGUUUGCAUUUCCUUCAGGAAAGUGGUCGUCAUACUUCGCUACAGUCCUCUAUAAAUAAGCUUGACAGUUAUAUAACUAAAAAAAAGGUUAAGAACACGUUGCUGUCCUGCAGUGACAUUCAUUUUUUACAUUAUUCUGCUUCUUGUUCACUGUAAGUCGCAAAUCAUCUAAAAAUAUCGAAUUUUUGAGGGUGACAGGGUGAGAUAUUGCUGUGUGUGUGUGUGUGUGUGUGUAUGUGUGUGUGUUAUUAGUAUAUGUCUGGGGUAGGUAGUGCUCACAGGGGAGUCAAUAAAGCCUCCCCCACACCACCUCCCUACACUUAUAGGGUAAAUGGUUCUUUCAGGGGCGUCAAGAAUGCACCCCACUAAUCUCCCUACACUCUACCUGCUUGAAUCGAGGUCAGCGUACCUGCCUGUGUGUCCAGCGAUGCGCACUUCUCCAGAUUCUGCUAUAAAAAAAAUGAUGAGUUAUUUUUGUGUCACGCUUCUGUACAACGUUUUAUAUAUUAUAUUUUUGAUAAUAAUUUACCUCAAGAUUAUGUUAGUCUUAAGAAUCAAGAUAUAAGGAUGCUUGUGUCGCGAAGCUGUAGAAUGUCACCUCAGUCAAGUCAUCCAACACCUGUGUCCAGAAAUUAGCUUCCAACUUUUAUGUUUUCUCGCUAGUCAAAUGCUAACCUUUUUUUCAGAUUUGUAAACUGACACCCGACAGGUCGGGGUAGCUUGGUAGAUCAAGGACGCUUUGACAGGUGGGAGCAGAUCGACGGGUAGGAGUCGAUCAACAGGUGGGAUUAGAUCGGCAGGUGGGGGUAGAUCGGCAGGUUGGGAUAGCUUUACUGUGACAGGUUUCAUGACGGUGAUAAAAUAGAACAGCAUAAAGAGAAAACAAAAAUAGUGAGAAACUUGAAAUACAAAAAACCAGCAUUUGCCUGUAAUCUGCUAGUUAAAAAUCCGAGGCAGCCCUUGUUGUUGUUUCUUCCUGGCACUCUGGUGCCGUUAAUCCUUCUAUGAGGCACCACUUGGAGAGGAAAGUGCCAUGUGUGUCAUGUCACUGAUGAUGUGUGCCAAGACUGACGAACUAGCCACGACUCUGCACACUCACCAUAGACCAAUACGUCGUCCUAGAGAAAUUUUAACUGGGAUCAGAUAUUAUGUUAGUUACAGUCGAGGUGUGUUUGUGAGUUUAUUAUAAUCAGAGUAUAGUAAUAAUUUGUCAACAAUCGUGUUCACCAGGUGGCCACCUCAACCCAGGUCACCAGGUGGCCACCUCAACCCAGGUCACCAGGUGGCCACCUCAUCCCAGGUUAUCUUGUGGUCACUUCAACCCAAAGACACCAGGUGGCCGCUUCAACCCGGAUCAACUUGUGGCCCCGUCAACCCAGGUCACCAGGUAGCCACCUCAACCCAGAUCAACUUGUGGCCCCGUCAACCCAGGUCACCAGGUGGCCACCUCGACUUAAAGACACCUGGUGGCCACCUUAUGCAACAGGUUCUACUUCGAAUUAUAUACAUUCAGCUCCCAGCCUUUAAAUUUUCGUCUUUUCCCUCACGGAAUUUCGGAUGUAAAUUGAUCAUACUUCUCAAUCCGCUACCAAGCUGGGAGAAGAGUUCAUUCUAUGAACAUGGAAGCUAGUCACUCGUUUGUAUUUCCGCAGCAUUUGUAGAAAUGCUGGGGGGACUCACGGUCAGUUAAUAAAACGUUUACCCCAUCUAUGUUUCGCUCACCAGGAGCCCCAGAAGACUGGACAUUCUUGAAGGUAGUGACAACAAAAGUAGAGCAGUAAUGGUAGCUGAUCAACCAUCAAGUUAUGGUGGAGUUGCAGCAUCGUGCUGGAACACACUGAGGAAUCCACCUUUUCUAGAAGGCAGUUAACAGUAGUAGACAAGUUUGUCCAGGAAGGUCUGUGUGGGCCUGCCAUCCAUGUACCGUUGCAAGGAAGGUCUCUGUGUGCCUGCCAUCCAUGUACCGUUGCAAGGAAGGUCUGUGUGGGCCUGUCAUCCAUGUACCGUUGCAAGGAAGGUCUGUGUGUGCCUGCCAUCCAUGUACCGUUGCAAG
Cherax quadricarinatus is the source of this 3815-nucleotide messenger RNA. The record is from RefSeq and is a predicted model, not a curated record. NCBI's taxonomy places the organism in Eukaryota, Metazoa, Arthropoda, Malacostraca, Decapoda, Parastacidae.